Beauveria bassiana ARSEF 2860 is the source of this 1089-nucleotide messenger RNA. RefSeq lists its product as uncharacterized. The record is from RefSeq and is a predicted model, not a curated record. The transcript has 2 exons. Lineage: Eukaryota; Fungi; Ascomycota; Sordariomycetes; Hypocreales; Cordycipitaceae. Bases 1 to 1089 code for a protein of 362 amino acids.
AUGAGCCACUACUCGUACGACAAAGACGACCUGGAUGUCCAUAUAAGCCGACGCCAUUCUCCAGAGUCUUUUCGAUAUGUCAGCACAGCGCCACGACAAUACUAUUCUCCCUCGUACAUUGUGCCUGACCAAGGCAUGCAUGUUAUUGCGCGCAGUCGUUCCCGUGAACGGAGCAGCCCGCCCCAACCCGCUGGACCCGUCAUUAUCCAGAACAGAAUCUACAAUGAGAUUUCUUCCGAAGAUGAGUAUGAGCCGUCUCGGCGACGCCGAGACCGGCGUCGCAACUACUCCCGCUCCCGCUCCCGCUCCCGCAGCCAAUACAUGACAACAGAAGACUGGAAGCUCGAAUUGGACCGGCGCGAGAUAGAGAGGCUCCGCAUCGAGCAAGCGAAGGAGAAAGAAUACCGCCGUACCAGCAAAGAACGGCGAAAUGAGGAGGAUUUGCGCCGGGCAAAAGGGGAGCUGGACGUGAUUAAGCGGCGAGAGGCGCAGGCUGAAGAAGAGAAACGCAUCAAGCGCGAGAUAGAAUUCAAGCGCCUGCGUGACGAGGAGCGUGCCACCGCAGAGAAGGAGACUCGGGAUAGGGAAGCCAAGGCCGCUGUGGACAGAUAUAAAAAGGAAGAAGCAGAUCGAAGAGAAAAGGACGAAAAGGAAAAAAGAACCGCUGAAAAGGAGUACCAGAGGCGUCUGCAGGAACAGCUACUUGCUUCCGGAUUAAACGAAGAGGCUAUCAAUGCUAUCAUCAAAAAGGAGAAAGUCCCGGAAGCUAGAAAUGAGCGAGCGACAUACACUCGGAUGCCCCGCAAACAUCUGUCAAUCGAGACUCUAAGAACUUUCAAGAUUGAAUAUGACCUUGAUUCUGCUGACCCCGCUGGGUUUGUCAUCAUUAAGCGACCAGUUCCCGAAUGGGAGCAAGAUCACUUCUGGAAGCACACUAAGUACAUCCGUGAGAAGCGUCUUAUUAUCGAAGAUAAGCGACAACACCACCGUCACAAGAGCGACAUCGAACUUGUUGUUCGCAAGACAGAACGCAAGAGGAGCAAGUCACCUUCGCCGCUCAUGCUGUGGGUUGCGGGAGGUCGACCGUGA